Ceratina calcarata is the source of this 3356-nucleotide messenger RNA. RefSeq names its product CDK5 and ABL1 enzyme substrate 2. NCBI's taxonomy places the organism in Eukaryota, Metazoa, Arthropoda, Insecta, Hymenoptera, Apidae. The record is from RefSeq and is a predicted model, not a curated record. Gene Ontology annotation, biological process: regulation of cell cycle. Bases 780 to 2507 code for a protein of 575 amino acids. The transcript is spliced from 11 exons.
GAGACCGUGGAGUGGAACCGCAACUCGUCAAGUGCUGCUGACACCGAGGAGAGAUGGGAGAUAUGGGAGAGAUCAUGAGAUUAAAACAUAAGAUAUAAGAGGAACAUGAAGAGGAAGAACAGCGACAACACCAGCUGAUUGACACAGGUCUUCUCUCUAUACCGACGUGCGAUUUCCAGUGUCGGUUUGAGCAUUCUACAAAUGCAUCGCUAGGUGGCGAAUAAUGAAUUUUUCAAUAAAAAAUUUAAAUACUGAAAUUUGUGAAUUCUUAAAUACUUCAUUACACUUCCAAUUUUCGUUUCAUAACAGUUUUCUUAUAUUUUCGCUUGUAAUCGGUUCUUAGAUAGGUAAGAUACGUGAAAUUUCUAGAAAAUCUACUGUGCUCCGGUGCGAACACGGCAAACAUGUAAGAAGAACACGCGCAGUCGCAGGGGUUAGGUGAUAUUGGUCCGUCGAGAGGAGGAGGAUGGGUCGCAGUGUUGCGUAGUAGGAAGUAGGAAGGAAGGUUGUUUCAUUGGUAACAGGAUCUGUUUUUUAAAUCUUAUGAGAGGAGACGAUACGAUGACGAGUGAUACCGGUUCACGUUUUCGCGUGCGCUGCGUAAACACGUCAAUUGAAAAUGUCAGGACUAAGUGUACGAGCGGUGACAAUGAAUUGUGAUCCUAGUAGUUGUCCUCGUUCGAUCAAAAAAUCCUUGUCGGGCAUUGUCCGUUCCUUUCCUGGUUGUUGUUCACGUUGCUACUCGAUAACACCGAUCUAUCGACACGGUCGACCGUGGAAUGGCAGCAGCUUUAAAAAAAAAUCAUUCACGCAGAAGGUUGGCCGCGCUAACAUUCCUCUCGAACAUCUCCCUCGAUGGCAGUCACCGCGACACUAAGCUAGCUGUUUUAUCGCGGACCGGUGUUGCCCACACACGUACGUUGAGCGACAGUCAAGCUCAUCGGGUACGAGAUGUUCAUCAGAACGAUUUGAAUGCUUCUACUGAGGAGGUUCUUGACGAUUGUAAAGAAGAGCAUUCAGUACCCUCGUCUGUGAAGCAAACGAGCUCGCCACAAUUAGUGCCAAAAAGUGGGGAACAUAAUUCAUUUAGUUCAAAUUCUGAUGGAUUGUUGACUCCCGCGAAAGCAGCAGUAGCUGUAUUCCUGGAGCAAGAAAGAAAUUAUCCACAGCUUCCUACUGGAUUUCAUAGUUCAUUCAGAGAACGUACUGGCACAACUGGCAGCGAAUAUUCAUUACCCGAAAGACGAGUGGGUUCUUUACAAUAUAAGAAGCGAAUAACUCAUCAAACUUCUACACUUUCUGAGGACAUAAAGCAUCAGUAUAACAGUUCCAAUGAGAGUAUUGGUUCUCUACGUUCCAAACCAUCAUCAAAGUCGAAAGCAAAAGCGUCAAAUAAUGUGCAAUCCGGUUCUGCGAACAGCGGCAUAAUACCAGAAGUUACAAAGGAGUUACGUUUAAUGCAACGCCCAGUGAAUGGCUACAAAUUCGGAGAUGAUAGACUGGUAUUGGUGUCUAAUAAACGUGUGCCAUUCUUAGUAUUCUCUGCUCUUCCAUAUAACAAAGGGCAGAGAUCUAGUUGGUCAGAGUUACGUAAGGAUACAGGGCGACGGAAAAAUAUUGUUUCACAAAGACCAUUGUCGGCGAUCAAUGAUAACAUUGACCCUUUCGGUUUAUUGGGUAUAGAACGUGCCAAAGACGGCCAGGAAAUAUCAUAUGGACAACUGCUUGUUCCAUCUAGGCAGUUUCAGAAGGAGAAAAAAUUACAUUUUAGCGAUAAUGAUACGAUAGAAUUGAUACCUAACAAGCAUCCUGUAGUUUCAAGGACAAAAACUAUUACAUGGAACGUGGAUCACUCUAAAUGGUGUCUAUCAUAUGACACAGCGACACACCGUGCUCAACAUGUAACGCCCGAGUCUCCACCGUUAUCUUUUACUGCUGAUUCUAAAGCUUACGAUUGGGACGAGCAAUCGUUACAAUACAAUCCCAAUUUAUUAGAUGACCCAGAACUUAUAGCUGGAAAGCAUAGAACACUGCUCACGUUUACGUCCUACAUGGCAUCGGUAAUCGAUUAUGUAAGACCAUCCGAUUUGAAGAAAGAAUUGAAUGACAAGUUUAAGGAAAAAUUCCCGCAUAUACAACUUACUUUGAGUAAGUUAAGGAGCUUGAAACGAGAGAUGAGGAAAAUAGCAAAACUGGAAUACGGUGUUGAUCUAUUAACAGUGGCAAUGGCUUACGUAUAUUUCGAGAAGCUGAUACUUCGCAAUAUUGUCACGAAGCAAACACGAAAAUUGUGUGCUGGUGCAUGUUUACUUCUUGCAGCUAAAUUGAAUGAUGUUAAGGGUGAUGUUCUUAAAUCGUUAAUAGAGAGAAUUGAAAGUGUAUUUCGUUUAAAUCGCAAGGAUUUAAUUACAUCUGAAUUCGCUGUUCUGGUGGCCUUAGAAUUUGGUUUACAUCUCCCUACGUGGGAAAUAUUCCCUCAUUAUCAGAGAUUGAUAUAUGAAUCUUGACCUUCUUUUGUGACGUUUCUCUUACGUAGGCCCAGAACAUUCUCUUCGUGAAAUUAAAUUCCGGAAACAGUUACGAAUAGUACAAGGAAGCAAUUUUUUGUUUGUACAAAACAACGUACAAAAUUACGGGCAACAAUGGAGAAGAGUUCGAAAUUGAACAGAUUCUAUAGUUGCUAUUAAGAAAGUUAUUAUUCCCCGAGGUCUUAGAAAUUUUCUACUAGAAAACAAUAUAUCGGUCAUAACAGUCAUAAGCUGUAUGGUAGGUAAGAAAAAUUACCGGGAAAUAUAUCGAACUACUACAUCUCUCCUUACAUGAGUAUACUAGGUAGGUGAGCUUUAUAUUGUUAUUAAGUUCUGUCAUGAUAAACGUUGUUUAAUGUUUCGUGUAAAUUUGUAAGCACGCGUGUAUUUAACUGAAUUAAUAAUGCAAAACAGUGGCAAGUGGUCAAUCGGUAAGACUAAGACAUUGUAAACAUCGCAGGGACUACAGUGUGUAUACAGUUUUUAUAUACUGUCGACAGUCCGAUAUGUUCAAAUCACUUAUUUUAAAUAGAUACAUAAUUUUUAAUUUAGUUUCGAUGUGAUUGUAAAGUUAUAUGAUGUACAGUACUUAGUAUAAUCGACUCCUGUUUAACCGUACUAUACAUACAUGGAAGGAACGUUGUUGAAUAUGAAGUAAUAUAUUAUAUUCAAGUCUCAUAUAGAGAAAGUGAUAAAUACGAACGAUAGGGUCAAUACAAAUAGAGGUUUCUCAGAUUCUUAAGAACAGCAGUUACAGAGAUUUAAUUAUGUAAAUUUGCUUCCUAUCAAUUUUAUAAUGUACAAGUACAGGGAAGCUUCCGUGUUUUA